This is a messenger RNA of Echinostoma caproni, 948 nucleotides long. The record is from the annotation of a GenBank genome assembly. NCBI's taxonomy places the organism in Eukaryota, Metazoa, Platyhelminthes, Trematoda, Plagiorchiida, Echinostomatidae.
AUGGUUAGUGAUGAGUACACAUCGCUCACUUCCGACCUCGCUUGGCACACAAAUGUGACAUCGACGCGAAUGAGCGAACGGUCUUCGAAAGAAAAUCGUGAAUUGUACGAGUUGGCUUUACGCGGACUACAAUACUUGUCCGGUUGGUCCGUUCAGGUCUUAGAUACGUUCACAUGGAAACUUGCUCAUUGUGCCAGUCACGAAACCAAUCGUGAAUGUCCCAAGGACGCGGAGAGCUACGAGAAGGCCACUCGAUAUAACUACAACUCGGACGAACGAUUUGCCAUGAUCGAGGUGAUCAGUAUGAUCAAAUCAGUACAGACGCAAUUGCUUCGUCUGGAGGCCUACUAUUCGGAAGCAAUUCGUCGCUCGGUCUACCGGGAAUUGCAAACGAUCGUGAUCGGCCAACUAAGCGGACCGUUGAUCAAGGCACAGAAGAAAAAGGAUCGAAUCAAUUUGGUCCGGUUAAUUUACGCGAUUCAAGCAACUUGUGCCGAUCAGAUUCUUGAACAAAUCGAUGCAGACACCGGAGGUGCUGGUGGUACCCACUCGAAAUCAUGGAGCCGUUCAGCCGCCUCGCGUUUCGUUCAUUCCAAUCAGGGUAGUCUAACCACCGGAUCGAAUUCCACAUUGGCCCAAGUGGCUGCAUCCCUCGGUCACGAUAGUGGAAGUGUGGGCAGUGGGAGUGCGUUUGAUUUGAACAAGCGUCGUGUCGGCCCAUCGUCCAGUCAGCUGUAUCUGGUACGUACCAUGCUAGAACUGAUGGUAGACCAGACUGCAUCCGGUCGGCAUGUGAUGCGCAAAGAUUUGGACUCAGCCACAUUGACUGCGAUCGAGACUUUCCUCAAGAACAGUUUCUAUUGGCCGUAUCUGUUGAAUUUUAGUGGUAAGCUUGUCUAUCCUCUGUGUAUGUGUCUACCCCCGUGUGCAUGCAUGUGGCAGUUAUAG